CCUGACAGGAGGGGGGAGCCGGGGGGGGUUGGUCUCUUUUCCCAGGCAACUAUCAGCAAGGCAAGAGGACAUGGUCUCAAGUUGUGCCAGGGGAGGUUUAGGUUGGAUAUCAGAAAGAAUUUCUUUCCAGAGAGGGUGAUCAGCCACUGGAAUGGGCUGCCCAGGGAAGUGGGGGAUUCUCCAUCCCUGGAGGUUUUUAAGAUGAGACUGGAUGUGGCAUCAGUGCCAUGGGCUGGGAACCACAGCGGGGUUGGAUCAAGGGUUGGACUUGAUGAUCUAGGAGGUCAUUUCCAACCCAGCUGAUUCUCUGAUUCUCUGAUUUCUGUGGUACAGGCUCCAGCCCUGUCACACGUGUGAUGCUGCCCGGUGAGGGUGCAGAGCAUGUCCCCCGAGGAGCUCGCUGCCCUGCUCUGCGGGGAAGGGGACCAGCACCUCGCCCAGCAGGACCUGCCCACAGCCACUGCCUUCUACCUGGCUGCCUUCAGCUGCUGUGCCCCCACAGCAGAGCAGAGGGUGACCCGCAUGGACAGCAGGCUCCGGGAGCAGGUCAUAGCCACUCUGGAGAGCUGGUGCCAAGGCAAGGGGCAGAUUCCCAGGAUCCAGAGCAGGAACCUGGCUGUCGUGUCCCUCAGUGUGGGAAUAGCUGCCAUCUUCCUCUCCACCCUGAGCCCCAACAACGUGGUGUCCUCUCUGUACGAGCUGGAGGCCCUGCUGCGGCGAGGGCGCCCGGAGGAGGUGGUGAGGAGAUGCAAUGUCCUGCUCCAGGCUGGCUCGGGGUGCCCCAUGGAGCUGCUGCUGCUCAGGGCCUUGGCGUGGGUGCUGUCGGGGACAGGGCUCAGGGAGGGGGUGGCAGGGUACGUCCAAGCCUUCGUGCUGCACGGGGCCGAGGCGGCGGCCCAUGUGUGCAGCAGGCAAGGGGAGCACCUGCCACGGGUCAUCCAGGCCUUCUCCAGCUACCUCUCAGCAUGCCAGAAGGAAAGCCCAGACUGCAGUUCCUUGGAGCAGUGGCUGGGCAACUGCUAUGGCUUCCUGGCUGCGGUGGCACCGGGGGAUGUCUGGGUGUGCAGGCUGCAGGCAGCUCACCUCCUAAAACAGGGCAAAUUCCAGGAGUGUGUAGCCCUUUGUACCAAGGCCCUCGAGGGCUUCUCAGCUGGUCAGCUCAGAGAUGAGGGAGUUUUGGGUCUGCUCUUGGAACGGGCUGCUGCCUAUUUCUCCCUGGGUGAAGGGAUGGAGGAAAUGAUGCAGGAUUUAGCAGAAGCCUUUGCUGCAAACCCUGCCCAGGCCAGGAGACACUUUGAAGAGCUUUUCUCGCAGCGUGACACCGAGAAGAUUGAAGAGCAGGCUAGAACCAUCCUGGAGGGGAAGUUUGCAGCGUACAGGGAGGCUGUGCGUGCUCGCACCGAGCUCAGGGGCAAUCAUGGAGCUGAACUGCUCCCUCCUGUCAUCCAGACGAUCCAGCUCCUCCUGCAGCUCUGCCCGGGGUCCCAGAGGGAGCUCAGUGUCCGGCUGGCAGAGUGCCAGCUCCUGCAGGGCCACCCCGGGGCUGCCCUGGGCAUCUGUGACCAGCUCCUGGCAGCGGAGCAGAGAACUUACCACAACACCCUGCUGGCACUGCGAGGGUUCUGCUCCCUCCAUGCCCAGGACCACCAGCAGGCCCUGCAGGACUUUCAGAAGGUCAUUGAGCACGAUUCCCCACAUCCCAACAGCUGCAUUAAAGCCUUGUGUGGCCGUGGGCUCAUCCGCAUUGCUGGUGGCAGCUCUUACCUGACAGCCCUGGAUUACAUCACAGCCUGCCAGUUAAAGCUGGAAGAAACCAUCUUCACCAUCAAGUCCUACGUGCCGUGGAACCAAAGGGGACUGCUGCUGAAAGUUCUCCAAGAGGAAGGACAGAGGAUGCUCCAGAAGAAGAGAGAUGCCCCUGGGGUUUUCCAGCUGGCCUGUCUCUUGGUGGAGCUGGACACUGCUGAUGAGGCCUCCAGGAUCCUCUGUGCUGAUGCCCUGUACCAGAUGGGCCGUGGAGAAGAAGCCCACAGGCUGCUCUUGCUGGCCCUCUCCAGAAACCCCCAAAGGGCUCCUGUCCUGGCCAGGCUGGCACUGCUGCAGCUGAAGAAAGGGUUUGUGUGUGAUGGAAACCAGCUGCUACAGAGAGUGAUCAGGACUGGAGAUACCUCCUGCCUCCUGCCCAUCAUGGACAUUUUCCAGGCUGAGGACAGGAAGCUGAUGCAAACCCACUGCCAUUUCCAAGCACUGGCCAUCCUGGAGAGCCAACAGGAGGAUGUUCACAUCAAAGAGGCCAUUGCCUACCUGUCCUGUGCAAUUAUUGCUGCAGGUGGUGGUGCUGGGGAUUGUCUCCUCAGCAGGGCUCGGUGCUACGGGCGCCUGGGGCAGAUGAAAACUGCUAUUUUUGACUUCAACGCCGUCCUGAAGGAGGAUCCCAGGAACGUGCAGGCUCUGAGCGGCCGAGGGUUCGUUUUCCUCGCUCUGAGGCAGCAGAAGGAGGCAGUGCAAGAUCUGAUCUCGGCACUGAAGGUGGAGGCAGGAGCAGUGAUCCCAGCAAUCCUGUCCCUGAAGGGUGAAGCCCAAGAGCUGCUCACUGGGUGGCUCCUCCAGCACGGCAGGGCUGCGCUGACCCAGCUCGGGGCCACCAGAGACACCUCAAAGGGAGAAACCCUCAGGGACCUCCUGGUGAUUGCAAGAGCACUGAUCAGAAUCUGCAAGGCUGCACAAUAUCACAUCUUCUACACAGAUGUUCUGAUUGCAAGUGGGAGGUGUGAGGAGGCCCUGACCCACCUCCAGGCAGCGUUUGGCCACCGCCCCACUGAGGACUCUGCCAGGGCACGACUGGCUGUGCUGCAGCUGAAGAGGAGCAACGUGGCAGGAGCAGCUCACUCGCUCAGUGCCCUGGCCCAGAGAGAUGAAAGGGAGCUGGAAUUUCUCCUGAGCUUUGUGGACACCAAGCAGCAGCAGCAGCUCGCUCAGGUGGCAGCCCAGCAGGGCCAGGUGCUGCUGGAAGGGCAGCAGUACGAGAAGGCCCUGGGGUUCCUGUCCCUGGCCGUGGUGGCCGGCGGGGCCUGCCCGCGCUCCCUGCGCCGCAGGGCCCAGUGCCUCGGGCUGCUGGGGCAGCACCAGCGGGCCCUGGCAGACAUGGACACCGUCAUCCAGGGGCACGGCGGGCACAGCCCGAGGACACGGGCGCGGGAUCUGUGCUCCAGGGGGCUGCUGCUGCUGGCCAUGGGGCGGGAGGAGGCGGCGGUCCAGCAGUACGUGCAGGCCCUGCGGCUGGACCGGCCCGCGGCCCUGGGCAGCAUCGCGGAGCGCCCCGGCAGCCAGGCCUUGGCCAGGGCCUUCCACAGAACGGCCCAGCACAGCCUCCGAACGCGGCGCUACCGACAGGCCUGGGAGCUCACGGACUACGGGCUGCAGAUCGAUAAAAACCCCGAGCUGCAGAGGCUGAGGAUGAGGCUGAAGAGGGAGGCGUCGGGCUGCAGCAUCCACUGAACUCCCUGCCUGGGGAUUUUCCGCUCUCUGGUUGCUGCGUAGUUUGUUUGUGAGGCUGCAAGAGCGAGGG
Molecule: messenger RNA, 3568 nt
Organism: Pseudopipra pipra
Lineage: Eukaryota; Metazoa; Chordata; Aves; Passeriformes; Pipridae
Gene: TTC34
Product: tetratricopeptide repeat domain 34
Exons: 7
Coding region: 382-3498 (1038 amino acids)
Molecular function (GO): protein binding
Source: RefSeq, a predicted model, not a curated record